Molecule: messenger RNA, 4978 nt
Organism: Gekko japonicus
Lineage: Eukaryota; Metazoa; Chordata; Lepidosauria; Squamata; Gekkonidae
Gene: IRS1
Product: insulin receptor substrate 1
Exons: 2
Coding region: 406-3984 (1192 amino acids)
Biological process (GO): insulin receptor signaling pathway
Cellular component (GO): plasma membrane; cytosol
Molecular function (GO): phosphatidylinositol 3-kinase binding; insulin receptor binding
Source: RefSeq, a predicted model, not a curated record
GAUGCGCUUCUCCCCUCGCCCGGCGGCCGCGCUCGGGACGAGGCUUUCCGGGGGCUUAAUCGGGACUGGACUUGGGAAAGACACGCUUCUCCCGCGAAGGCUUCUUGGGGAAUAGAGGAGCCGCGCGGAGUCCCUCGACUUCUGGAGCCGGAGGGAGGCUCUGCCGCGGAACAGCUGUUUCCCCGCUUGCCACGCUUCCCUUCCCUCCUCCCGUCCCCUUUUAGGACGCCGGGAUUCGGGACCUUCUCUGCCGCUGGGGUGGCUGCCGCAUGACUUGUCUUGGGGGCCGCUGCGGGCGCCCUUCUUCUUCCUCCUCCUCCCUCCUCGCCCCCUGCCUCGUUCUACCGGGUCGGCAGCCGCCCGUUGCGAUAGCGGCGGCCGCCCCUGCCCCGCUCUCCUGCCACCAUGGCCAGCCCCACGGAGGCCAACGAGAGCUUCUUCUCCGAUGUCAGGAAGGUUGGCUACUUGCGCAAACCCAAGAGCAUGCACAAGCGCUUCUUCGUGCUCAGGGCGGCCAGCGAGUCGGGACCCGCCCGUCUGGAGUACUACGAGAACGAGAAGAAAUGGAGGCACAAGUCCGGGGCCCCCAAGCGCUCGAUCCCGCUGGAGAGCUGCUUCAACAUCAACAAAAGGGCGGACUCCAAAAAUAAGCAUCUGGUGGCUCUCUACACCAAGGACGAGCACUUUGCCAUCGCUGCCGACAGCGAGCCCGACCAGGAGAGUUGGUACCAGGCGCUGCUGCAACUGCACAACCGGGCCAAGAGCCAUCACUACCAGCACCACCACCACCAUGGGGACGUUGCGGUUGGAGGGGGGAGUGUCGGGGUGGGAGAGGCGGGGGAGGAGAGCUACGGGGAGAUGGCCCCUGGCCCGGCCUUCAAAGAAGUUUGGCAGGUGAUUUUGAAACCGAAAGGUCUGGGCCAGACCAAGAAUUUGAUUGGUAUCUACCGCCUGUGCCUAACCAACAAGACCAUCAGUUUUGUGAAGCUGAACUCUGACGCUGCCGCGGUGGUGCUGCAGCUGCUCAACAUACGGCGCUGUGGCCACUCAGAGAACUUUUUCUUCAUUGAGGUGGGGCGCUCUGCAGUCACUGGACCAGGUGAGUUCUGGAUGCAGGUAGAUGAUUCAGUGGUAGCACAGAACAUGCACGAGACCAUCUUGGAGGCUAUGCGGGCUAUGAGCGAGGAGUUCCGGCCCCGUAGCAAAAGCCAGUCUUCCUCCAAUUGCUCCAACCCCAUUUCUGUGCCUCUCCGCAGCAGGCAUCAUGUCAACAACCCCCCGCCCAGCCAGGUGGGGCUCAGCCGUAGGUCCAGGACUGAGAGCGUGACUGCCACCUCUCCUGCUGGCAGUGGUGUGGGAGGUGGAGGAGGGACGGGCAAGCCCAAUUCUUUCCGUGUCAGAGCCUCUAGUGAUGGAGAAGGUACCAUGUCCAGGCCAGCUUCAGUGGAUGGAAGCCCCGUGAGUCCAAGUGCCAACCGGACCCACUCACAUAGGCACCGUGGAAACUCCAGGCUUCAUCCUCCUCUCAACCACAGCCGCUCCAUCCCAAUGCCUACUUCACGUUGCUCCCCUUCUGCCACGAGUCCAGUCAGCCUGUCAUCCAGCAGUACCAGUGGCCACGGCUCAACGUCUGACUGCCUCUUUCCACGUAGGUCCAGUGCUUCAGUUUCUGGUUCCCCCAGUGACGGGGGCUUCAUCUCCUCUGAUGAGUACGGAUCCAGCCCCUGUGACUUCCGGAGCUCUUUCCGCAGUGUUACCCCAGACUCCCUGGGACAUACCCCACCUGCCCGGGGGGAGGAGGAGCUUAGCAACUAUAUUUGUAUGGGGGGUAAGGCUACUUCAUCCUGCUGCAAUGUCACAGCCCCUAAUGGUCAUUUCACCCCCCGCACCUGCCAUCCUCAGCAGCAGACUCGCUAUCCUGGUGUCCCAUGCUGCCCCCGGCUUGGUAGCGAGGAUGCAGGUGAUCUGGAUAAAGGCUUCAGGAAACGGACUCAUUCAGCUGGUACUUCCCCAACCAUCUCCCACCAGAAGACACCCUCACAGUCCUCGGUGGCCUCCAUUGAGGAAUAUACUGAGAUGCUCCCCUCGUAUUCCUGCGGUGGUGGCAGUCGGCUCUCCUCCUACCGACAUUCUGCCUUUGUGCCAACUCAUUCUUACCCUGAGGAGUGUCUAGAGAUGCACCACGUGGAGGGCAGCCACCACCAGACCAGUUCUACCCCACACACUGAUGAUGGCUACAUGCCCAUGUUGCCGGGGGUGGCCCCUGUCCCUAAUGGUGGUACUGCUCCCAAAGGUGGUGAUUAUAUGCCCAUGAGCCCCAAGAGUGUAUCUGCCCCACAGCAGAUCAUCAACCCUGGGAGAGGUGGCCGUCAUGUACAGGCCAUGGUGGACUCCAAUGGCUACAUGAUGAUGUCUCCAAGUGGGAGUUGUUCUCCGGACAGUGGUCCCACUGGCUACAGCAAGCUAUGGAUGAAUGGGACACGACACCAUCCCAAGUUAUCCAUGGAGAGUAAUGAGGGAAAGUUGCCAAGUGGGGGCAGCGAUUACAUCAAUAUGUCUCCAGCCAGUGGGUCUGCUACCAGCACUCCUCCAGAUUGCUACUUCACCAGCUCAGGACCUCCAGGCCCAGAAGAACCAUCCAUGCAAGGCCCCGCUCAGUCCCACCACAAACCCAUCUACUCUUAUUUCUCUCUCCCACGCUCCUUCAAACAUGUGCAGCGCAGGACAGGCGAAGAGGGCGGCACCCAGAUGCGCAUGUCUCUCAGCUCCGGCCGCUUACUGUAUGCUGCUGCUGCUGAGGACUCUUCCUCUUCCACUAGUAGCGAUAGCCUUGGUGGCCCUGCAGGUCAGGAGGGUGGUGGGUUUUCUGUUCCUCCCCAAACACAGCCUUUGCAGCCUGCUGCUUCUUGUACUGCGGACAUGGCUGUGCGGACCAAGAGCCGCCUGGCCAGACCCACCCGUCUGUCUUUGGACGGCCCUAAGGCCAGCACGUUGCCUCGUGCUCGGGAGCAGCUCCCGGAGCCCAAAAGCCCUGGUGAGUAUGUGAACAUUGAAUUCAAGCAGCCGGCCUUUCCAUCACUGUCAUCCCAUGGAGAUGCUGGAUCCAGUUCAGAGGAGUAUAUGAAUAUGGAUUGGGGAGCUGCCUGCCCCUCCAGCUUGGCAUCCGGGCAGUCAGGUCGGGGCGGGGCAGUUCCCACUGGUGGCCGAGACUACAUGAGCAUGCAGGUGGGCAGUGGGGGGCAGUAUAUAGUGUGUGCCCAUACCCCCUCACCUUCCCCUCCGGCCCUUUUGCUCAGCUAUGCCGAUAUGAGGAUGGGCCGUGGUAGGCCAGAGAAAAGCCCACCUGCUGUGGGGCUACCUUCCCCACGUCCCCAGACUCAACCAGGUGAGCUGGCCGCAGCCUUGCCCCACCCCUGCUCCUCAUCCAUGGUGGGGGGCCUAGGGAUGAGCAGCACCUUCUCCCACGUCAGCCCCAGCCGCAGCAGCCAGAGUGCCAAAGUGAUCCGCGCUGACCCGCAGGGAGGUCGGCGGCGUCACAGUUCGGAGACAUUUGCUUCCUCUACCACCCCUAGUGGUGGCCUUGGUGCCUCAGCCCUGCCCCACGGACCAGGAGGAGGUCCUGACGAGGCAAAACGCCACAGCUCAGCCUCCUUUGAAAACGUCUGGCUCAAGCCCGGGGACCUGGGGGCCUCCUUCGGCCUUGGCACGGCCAUCAGGAGUGAGCCGGCUGCGGGUGGGACUGGAGGAGGCGGCGUCGAGAAUGGGCUCAAUUACAUCGACUUGGACUUAGUGAAGGAUUUUAAUCAGCGCCAGCAUCACCACCCCCACCCUCAGGAGAGCACUUCUCUGCUAGGGGGCAAGCAGACGACGCAGCAGCAUCAGCCACCUAAAUCUCCUAAUCAGCCUUGUGGGAGUAGCCACUUGAGUGAUGAAUUAAGUGCAUAUGCCAGCAUCAGCUUCCACAAGCGGGAGGACAGUAGCUGAGCAGGAGCCAGAGACAAGAACAACGACCUCUAUGACCUCAGAAAAAUCCUUCUUUGAACUCAUGGGUAUCCAGACUCUGUUUUGUGUAUCACAACUAGGACCUCGCAUCUUCUUCCUCAGUAGAUGGGUAUGAUGCAUCCAGUUCAAUUUGUUUACUUUACACAAACCUCAGGACUUAGUUGACUGAACUGCACAUUUUUCUUGUGUGUGCCAAGCAAAAGCACUGUGACACCUGGACAACAAGCCUGCAAUUAUUUCCUCCUCUACCAUAAAGACUUAGCUGGCUACAAUGAACUCAUGUGCCCACCACUGUAAUAUGGUGAGAAUGGGUAUAUUACUAGCACAUUGACAUUAAGACAUGAAAUUUAAUUUGCUGCUGAAAAACCUGUAUGACAAAUCAUCAGUGUAAAUUAUUACAUCCAAACUGUUAAUGUUGGUUGAAGAGUAUUAAAUAUUUAACAUAGGGUUUUUUUGAUUUAUACAUGUACUUUUUUAAUUAAAAAUGUAACUUUUUCCUACAGCACAUCUUUUUUUGAUGUGGAACUGAGGUAUACUAUAUUCUGUUGUAAACAGAGUGGGGCUGGGGUGGGGGAAACUGCUUAAAUCAAGAUGAUUAACAAUAGAGUAGAGUACUGUUCUUUUAAAGAUUAUAAUUCAGAAUAUAAUAUAAUAUGAAUCAGUGGCCCAUGGAUCUGGAUUGUACAGUCAUAUUUACUGAUGUCAUCAUUUGUAAAAUAACCCUGAGGUUGAGCUGAGUUCUUUCAAAAAGAAAAAGAAUCAUAUUUUUUACUCUACCUGUAAAACAUUAGGCUGUAUUCAUGAAAAGUCAAUUUUUUACUGUGCAUGAUACUUACAAGUGUGAAUUCGAAACUGUUGGUUGCACAGGAACUUACAAAACAUCAGAAAAAUAAAUCAAAGUCUUCCAUUGUAUAUAUUGUAAGAAGAAGGAAAGUAAAGCAAACAAAACGUGGGUGAACUUUUCAAAUUAAAAUAU